Cajanus cajan (pigeon pea) is the source of this 4035-nucleotide messenger RNA. RefSeq names its product HEAT repeat-containing protein. Gene Ontology annotation, cellular component: recycling endosome; trans-Golgi network. Gene Ontology annotation, molecular function: protein binding. NCBI's taxonomy places the organism in Eukaryota, Viridiplantae, Streptophyta, Magnoliopsida, Fabales, Fabaceae. The record is from RefSeq and is a predicted model, not a curated record. Gene Ontology annotation, biological process: intracellular cholesterol transport.
UGAAAGAUGUGAGAUGUCACCUAAGUACUAAGUAGGUAGCAUAUAGUUGAAAGUUGAAACGACGAUCCGACUGAAUCUUGUCUUCAAUGGCCUAAGUCCUCAGAUCAGAAAGUUGAGAGAGGUUUUUGAAGAAAAGAGAAAUGGACGUGGAGAGAUCGUCGCUGUGCAAUUGCGUGGUCAACUUUCUGUUGGAGGAGAACUACCUUCUCACCGCGUUCGAGCUUCUUCACGAGCUUCUCGACGAUGGCCGCGACGACCAGGCCAUUCGCCUCAAGCAAUACUUCUCCGAUCCCUCCCUCUUCCCUCCCGAUCUCAUCUCUCGCCUCAACUCUCUCCGAGUGGCGGAUCCUCAAACUUUGCUAGAAGAGAAAGAAGCAGCAGAAGAAAAGUUAGCUAUUAGUGAUUAUGAAUUGCGUUUGGCUCAAGAAGACAUCUUAAAACUCAAGAGUGAAUUGCAGAAGAAGGCAGAAAACCUUAAUGAAAUAAAUGCUGCACAGAUAAGUGGACAUGUUUCGGUGAAUGAUGGGCAGCAAAUUAAACAACAAAAGAAGAGUACUUCCUUCACUGAUUUGGGUCCAUUAAAAGAAACUGAGCGUCGAGAUCUUAACUGUGCUGUAAAGGAAUAUUUGCUUAUAGCUGGUUACCGUCUUACUGCAAUGACGUUUUAUGAAGAGGUUACAGACCAGAACUUGGACACUUGGCACAACACACCUGCAUCUGUACCUGAUGCCUUACGUCAUUAUUAUUAUCAGUAUCUUUCAUCAACUUCAGAGGCUGCCGAGGAAAAAUUUUCCCUACUUAGAGAAAACGAAACGUUGCUGAAUGCAAAUAAGAGGCUGAAUCAAGAAAAAGGGAAUUUGUUGAAGAACAAAGAUUUGGCAGAUGCUCAAAUAGUAACAUUAACCAAAUCCUUGGAUGCAAUGCAGAGAGAUCUUAAAGACAAAGAAAACAUGGUGCAAGUUUUGAAGCAAUCCUUGGAGCACCAAAGAAAGGAGAUCAAUGACUGCAGAUCUGAGAUCACUUCCCUGAAAAUGCAUAUUGAAGGGUCUCACUUGGGAAAUAAUCUGGUUGUCAGUGAUGUUAAUAAUGUUCAAUCUGAAUCUCUGGAGAAGUAUAAGGAAGAAAUUAAGAAAUUGCAGAUGGAAAAUGAAUUUUUGAAGGAAAAGAAUACAAGAGCUCCUGAACCUGGAAAUUUUGCUGGUUCUGAAAAUGAAAAUUUACAGACAGAUGAUAAAGUGAUUGAGAUUCAUGAAGACAGAGGUGUAAUCUCUGACUCUGUUGAUGUGGAUUUGGGUGUUGUUCAAAGUGAAUCUGCCCAAUCUCCAGUUGUUCAAACAAUUAAUCAAGAUGCUGAUAAACAUGAGGAUGCAUUGCCUGAGUUAUUCAAUCCUGCAAAUACAAAUAGUGCUUUUGAAAAUAUUGAAAACAUCUCUGAACAAAAUGUUGGGCAACAGGCAGAGGAUAGCAGUUUACUUGUAAAAUCAGACAAUGUGAAUGAUGAAGAAAUAUCUGAGCCGGGGUUAGGAACCAUUCAGAUACUUGCAGAUGCUUUGCCAAAAAUUGUUCCUUAUGUCUUGAUCAACCAUCGAGAGGAGCUCCUUCCCCUAAUAAUGUGUGCAAUUGAGCGCCACCCAGAUAGUAGCACUCGAGAUUAUUUGACCCACACAUUGUUUAAUUUAAUAAAGCGUCCUGAUGAACAACAGAGGCGAAUAAUAAUGGAUGCAUGUGUCAGCCUUGCAAAGAAUGUUGGAGAGAUGAGAACAGAAACAGAAUUGCUUCCGCAGUGUUGGGAACAAAUCAGUCACAUGUACGAGGAGCGUAGACUGCUAGUGGCUCAAUCAUGUGGAGAGCUUGCAGAUUUUGUACGGCCUGAGAUUCGCGAUUCUCUUAUUUUAUCUAUCGUGCAGCAACUAAUAGAAGAUUCUGCCAGUGUUGUUCGAGAGGCUGCUUCUCGUAAUCUGGCAAUGCUGCUUCCACUUUUCCCAAACAUGGAUAAAUAUUUCAAGGUGGAGGAUAUAAUGUUCCAAUUGGUAUGUGACACAUCAGGAGUGGUGGUGGAAACAACUCUCAAGGAAUUGGUUCCUGCAGUUAUGAAGUGGGGGAACAAAUUAGAUCAUGUUUUGAGAGUUUUGCUUUCUCACGUUAUAAGCUCUGCCCUGCGUUGUCCACCCCUUUCUGGGGUUGAAGGAUCUGUUGAGUCAAAUCUCCGUGUCUUGGGUGAAAGAGAGCGCUGGAAUAUAGAUGUUCUGUUGAGAAUGCUGGCGGAAUUGCUUUGUAUGGUGCACCAGAAAGUAAUUGAGACAUGCCCCUUUUCAUCCACUACAGAAACUACCCAAGCUGCGUUAUCCACUGCUUUGCUCGAGUUGUAUGCUAGGGGGCAAGUUGCAUGGGAUGCCUUUGAAUGGAUGCAUGUUGAGUGCUUUCCUAAUUUGAUACAGCUGGCUUGCUUGUUACCUCAGAAAGAAGAUAAUUUACGUAGUCGCAUUUCAAAGUUUCUGUUAUCUGUUUCUGAAAGUUUUGGGGAUUCCUACGUGAGAUGCAUAAUGCUUCCAGUAUUUUUAAUAGCAGUUGGGGAUGACGCUGAUUUGACAUUUUUUCCUACAUCUAUCCAUUCAAAAAUUAAAGGUUUGAGACCAAGGUCUGCUGUUGCUGAUAGGCUCUCUACCAUGGGUGUCCUUCCGCUUCUAUUGGCUGGGGUUUUGAGUGCUCCAGGAAAACAUGAUCAGUUAGCAGAAUAUUUGAGGAAGCUGCUACUAGAAGACAAUUCCAUGCAGAAACCGUCAACCAAGCACACUCCUGAAAUUAUUAAUGCUAUUCGCUUCCUUUGCAUACAUGAAGAAAACCAUGCUAUGAUAGUUAAUAUACUAUGGGAAAUGGUUGUCAGCUCUAAUGCGAGCAUGAAAAUAAAUGCCGCUAAGCUUCUGAAAGUUAUUGUGCCAUACAUUGAUGCAAAGGUUGCUUCAACUCAUGUUUUGCCUGCCCUAGUUACUCUUGGAUCUGAUCAAAACCUGAAUGUAAAGUAUGCCAGCAUAGAUGCAUUUGGUGCUGUGGCUCAACACUUCAAAAAUGAGAUGAUUGUUGACAAGAUACGUGUUCAAAUGGAUGCUUUUCUUGAAGAUGGUUCCCAUGAAGCUACUAUUGCUGUUAUUCGUGCAUUGGUGGUUGCAGUACCACAUACAACUGAAAGACUUAGAGAUUAUCUUUUGUCCAAGAUUUCUCAGCUUACAGCUACGCCAAAUUCAGCAAGUGAUUUGAUGCGUCGACGAGAGCGAGCGAAUGCAUUUUGUGAGGCAAUCCGUGCUCUGGAUGCUACAGAUCUUCCUGCAAAUAGUGUUCGGGACUACUUCCUGCCUGCUAUACAAAAUCUCUUGAAGGACUUGGAUGCAUUGGAUCCAGCACAUAAAGAAGCCCUUGAAAUUAUUAUGAAGGAAAGAUCAGGAGGAACUUUUGAGACUAUUAGUAAGGUGAUGGGUGCUCAUAUUGGCCUUCCUUCAUCCGUCACAAGCUUCUUUGGUGAGGGUGGGUUGCUUGGAAAGAAAGAAUCCACAGAGCCAACAUCAGAAGCAACUGUGUCUCCCAAAGCUGCUACACCCUCGCCAGCAGAAGACACUAGAUUCAAGCGGAUCAUGAUGGGAAAUUUUAGCGAGAUGCUUCGUGGCAAAGCAAAAACCCAAGAGGAAGGUCACCACCAAUAACAUGCAUUUCUGCAUGGUAAUAUUUUGCCCGUUCUGAUCCUUCUGAUGAUGAUGGUCACUGUGGUUUCCCAUAUAUAACAGAAACGGAGACUUGUACAAUUAGGUGAGGUUGGCCACUGUUGUUUCCCAAAUAUCAUACAUUUUUUAUAAAACAUUUUUACAGUGAUUUUUCUGAGAUAGGAGAUGAAAAUAUAGAUAAAUGUUUUAUUUCAGUUUCUUCAUAUAUUUUGCUGUGUAUCAUCUAUUAUUAUCUAUUAGGCCUUGUGUCGGGGACAGGAAAUAUUUGAAAGAAGAGCACGGUAGAAUCUGUGAAUUGUUCAAUGAAUUAUUGAAUGCUUUA